AUGCAUCACGUCAACAAGAGCACGGCCAUGCCUCGGUCUGACAGGCAGAAGAACCCAAAUCGAUGCAGACCCAAAUCCAAAGGAGGUUGCCUUCGAUGCAAGCAACGGCGACGCAGAUGUGACGAGACAAAGCCCAGCUGCCAGGAGUGCCUGAGGAAGGGCUUCACCUGCCCGGGCUAUCAGAAGAAACCUCUUGAAUGGCGUUAUGUCUUCAAAGAGGAAGAGCAGCAUGAUAAAGAUCAGGUAGAUCUCUCGCCUCCAGAAGAACUACCAUCCUCAACUUUGUCAGAGCAGGAGAAUUCAAACGCCAAGAACCAAAAUAUCGAGGCGGGCCAAACCAAAGAGCUGCAAGAGCUUUGGGACGAGGCCAGCUCAACUUUCUUUGAUCAACUCCCGGAUGUUGAUCCGUCAGUUGGUAGAGGUGCGAAGCUGGGAUUAUUACCAAACAAUAUUGCGACCAUCAAGGAUGCUGCGGAAUCGGAUGACAGCCUGGCGAUUUUGCGGCGGCGAAUUGCAAACACUCCGAUACCAUCCUUCCUGAUCCAAAUGCCGGCCAUUUUGGUACAAUACUAUUUUGAUUACGUGUGCAAGGCAUGGUCAUCCUUUGACUCGCCUUUGAACCCGUUCCGUCUCAUAGUUAGCCGACUUUGGAGUCGAAACGCAGCCAUCUACUAUGCCAUCCAGAGCAUGGCUGCGGCUUCACUGGCCAACGAUCUUCCAGGCAUGAGGGCUAUUGGAAGGCAGACGCAGCAACAAGCUAUUGCCUGUCUUCGCAACAACCCUCGAAUUGGAACUUUGCAUCGAGAUAAUCAGGACGAUGAGUUCUUCCUGGCUCUGCUCAUGAUUGGACUGACUACAGCCUGGCAUGACGCUGCUGAUCUUGGACUGGAAUACCUCAAGGAAGCAAAGGACCAUCUCGACAAACAGCAGAAGAUGUGCCAGAGUCCUGAUUCGCACUUUGCUAAGCAGUACCCAUUAUUUCAACAGUGUCUCCUGUAUUGGAACAUGCUAGCUGCAUUUGUUGCAGAAGACUCUCUACUUCUCAAUGAAGAGAGUGUCCUGGAGCGGCCUGACCCGGAAAUAUCGGUCUACUUGAUUGAUGGACAGACGCUCCCUCAUCCUUGGACUGGCCCACUUUCCAAGGCACUGAGGUUAUUUUAUCAAACAGCCCGGGUGGUUCGAGCGGCCCGCAUCUCCCAUCGCACUCGGGUUAAUAACAUUGAUUUGACGACGUUUGAUUUUGACUAUUUGGUUGAAGAGAUUGAAUUGCGGCAGAAAGCCGAGCGCCUGGAGGAAGAUAUUCUAUUCACAGGACUCUCGUCUUACUGUGGGCCAGUAGACAUUGGCGACACAAAUACGCCUCCUGCUCAUUUCAUAAUUUUGGCUGAAGCUUAUCGCUGUGCGGGGCUUCUACAGAUCUAUCAUGUCUUCCCAGACAUUCUUGACGAUCGCUUACGUCUCAACCAGAGACCCGACGGAGAUACUCCAGCUCUUUUCUCAGUCUUAUUCCCUGAGGAUUCCCCUGCCCAGUCCUCAGAAGAUAUGCGCCGCAUUUUAGCGUUACACGUUGUUUCACUUCUUGACCAGCUUCCAUCUACAUCGGGAACACGCUUUAUGCAGCUUGUGCUCCUGACUUGCAUCUCUAGCGAUCUUGUGUUUUCUAAUCAAUCUGUCUUUGGCCCGGGAGCGAACCCCCUCGCUUGCCUAAACACUCUGGAUGUCGAUGUUGCCCAGGGAAGGCGGCGAGUUAGUACUCGAUUGUCAGAGCUUACCUUGAUUAUCCCCAAGUUACCCAUGCAACGCAUUUCUGGGAUUGUGCAUGAGGUUUGGGACCGAGCAGACUCGGGCUUGGGAAUCUACUGGCUGGACUUGAUGAUUGAACGGAAUCUUGAAACGAUAAUGGGUUAA
Molecule: messenger RNA, 1908 nt
Organism: Penicillium cataractarum
Lineage: Eukaryota; Fungi; Ascomycota; Eurotiomycetes; Eurotiales; Aspergillaceae
Product: Zn(II)2Cys6 transcription factor
Exons: 2
Coding region: 1-1908 (635 amino acids)
Biological process (GO): positive regulation of transcription by RNA polymerase II
Cellular component (GO): nucleus
Molecular function (GO): DNA-binding transcription factor activity, RNA polymerase II-specific; zinc ion binding; transcription cis-regulatory region binding
Source: RefSeq, a predicted model, not a curated record